AUGGGUCUGGACGGGCCGCCAGAUUUGGGGCCACUGCGACCCAUCCUAGGUACAGUCAUCCACCACUUUAGCAAUGGGGUGCCAGCCCCCGUCACCACAUGCACGCACGGAAGGCCAUCCCGCUGGCCGCCGCCGCACAUGCACGCAUGGAAGCCCAUCCCGCUGGCUAGGGGCGCCGCCAUACCUGCUGCCCAUGGGCGCACCACAAGAUCCGCCCUUGCCACCUCAGGGGGAUCCCGCUACAGAUCCACCCGCCCUAGCAACUUGGGCACCGGGCCCACCACCACCAUGGACCUCGCUGACAGCAGGAGGAUGGCCGAGGGAGGGCUGGCGGCACUAGGGUUUGGGCCCCUCGCGUCGCUCAGGGGAGGCGAUGCGAGGGGGAAAACAAAUGACUUCGUGUACCACAAAGCAAUCCUGCGGCUGAGCAAGGCUAGGCAGCCACGCAUCAAGCCACUAACCCAUCGAUCGCUAACCCUCACCAUCGUACGACUGACGCCACAAGCCACUAACACUAACGCAUCAAGCCACGCACGACCUCUCCCCCAACUGACGCCACAACACGGCCGCAGGCCGCACGACCUCUCGCCGCGGGAUAGAGCCGCCGCGCCCCCCACCCCCCGCCGUUCGUCGUCUGGCCGCGGGAGGGAGCCGCCGCCCACUCGCCGUUCCUCCCUUCGCCGCGGAAGGGAGCCGCCGCCCACCCGCCGUUUCUCCCUUCGCCGCGGGAGGGAGCCGCCGCCCCCCGCCAUUCCUCCCUUCGCCGCGGGAGAGAGCCGCCCCCUGCUGUUCCUCCUCUCGCCGCAGGAGAGACCCGCCGCCCCCUGCCGUUCAUCCCUUCGCCGCGGGAGAGAGUCGCCGCGCCCUUCGCCGCGGGAGUUGAGCUUCAGCUUGACCUCCGCACUGCUGUUCCUCUUCUGCUCCCCGUUGGCCGCAAGUGGUAACAGAACAUCAAUUGAAGUGGAAAGAUGGGGCAGCGGCUGCGUGCCAGACUGUCUUGGGCUCCCGUCCCCUGUCGUAAUCAAAUCACAACCAUUGUUGGGAGAACAUACAUACGAUUGGGACAAAAAAGCAUGUGGUGCUGACAAAUGGAUGCCUCUCUCAGAAGGGAUCAGGUGGAGGCUCACCGGCUGUAGCGAUGGCACGCCACUAGCGUGAGCUGUGAAGCACGUGGAGGCGAGUGCCUCAUGGCCUGUUGAUACGGCGCAUAAUUGCAACCCUCCAAUCCAUGUAAGUUUGUGGAUUGUGUUCUCAGUUGUCUAAGUUGUUAUAGACGCGGAUAGUGUGCAAAAUUGUGGAAUGGAAAGACCGAUAUUCUGACAGUGUGUGAGAGAUUUAUACUGAUACUGAAUUGCUAGCUGCUUGCCGAUGGGAAGCUAUCAUUGA
This is a messenger RNA of Triticum urartu, 1386 nucleotides long. The record is from RefSeq and is a predicted model, not a curated record. NCBI's taxonomy places the organism in Eukaryota, Viridiplantae, Streptophyta, Magnoliopsida, Poales, Poaceae.